Molecule: messenger RNA, 447 nt
Organism: Fonsecaea nubica
Lineage: Eukaryota; Fungi; Ascomycota; Eurotiomycetes; Chaetothyriales; Herpotrichiellaceae
Product: golgi apparatus membrane protein tvp18
Exons: 4
Coding region: 1-447 (148 amino acids)
Biological process (GO): vesicle-mediated transport
Cellular component (GO): Golgi membrane
Source: RefSeq, a predicted model, not a curated record
AUGGCGCUCAUGGACGAGUUCAAAAUGCGCAACUUUAGCAUCUACGGGCAGUGGCUCGGAGUGCUAUGCAUCAUCCUGGGAUUUGCCUUGGGUAUCGCCAAUAUCUUCCACUUUAACCUGCUCAUUCUAUUCAGCAUCAUCCUACUUUGUUCCUCCCUGGUUCUCAUCUUCAUCGAAAUUCCACUCUUGCUACGUAUCUGCCCUACAUCCGCCAAAUUCGAUGCCUUUAUCAAACGCUUCACCACGAACUACAUGCGCGCCCUUAUUUACGGCCUCAUGUCCCUGGUUCAGUGGCUUAGCAUCAUCGUGGAAGCCAGCAGCUUGAUUGCCGCCGCCGUAGUAUUGGCCCUCGCGGGAGCUUGCUAUGCACUGGCGGGGUUGAAACAGCAGGAAUUUGUGGGAAGCACGACACUAGGUGGACGCGGUGUGGCCCAGAUGAUUGUCUAG